AUGCUGAAACGAAAGCCACAGGACCUCCAGGUCCCAGUACCAAACUUCCCAUUAUCAUCGCCGAUCAGCGAGGAGAUCUCCAGUCCAUCAUGCUCUUCGGAAGAUCAGGAAGAAAGAGACCGACCCUUUGCACGUCUAUCCAAGGCAGCACGACAAAAGCUCGAGGCGAAGUCCACCAAAGAUGGAAACCGCUCGCCCAUAAUCUCCCACCGCGAAGCCUCGAGAGUAAAUAUCCGCGUCACCAAGAAACGUAAAAGUGUUGCCAAACCACUUGGGCUGAACCUCGUUACGGAUUUCACGCUGGCACCGGUGCCAACACCGAGAAAACAGUCGAAUCCGGCACCAAAUGCGGCUGCGCCAUUCGUUGAUCUAAAUGAUCUCAAGCUCCUCUCCAAAGUACGAGAGAAGGAACGCUCCGCUCAAAAGUCAAAGGAUAUCUUCAAGAAGAGGGUUUCGCGGGGUUUUCACAGGUUACCUGAGACGGUACAGAGUCAGAACCACAACCAGAAUGGGACUGGAAUCUCGUUCCUUACUCCCAGAGAUGAAGAUCCAUUCCACGAUAGAAACGAGCAUGGAAUCUCGCCCUCGGACCGCCAUGUCAUGAUCGGACUCACUGUGCCUCGCAACGAGUCAGUUGAAAGAUUACAAGACCCCGACAGCGCAGGCACGCCGCUCACACCAUCAAUUAUCGUCACCCCAGCUCCAUGGGACACACCCUCGAACUCGAGCACCGAGUUGCUCCGACCAAGAGCAACAUCCAGUGUCUACUCGCAACCAACACCCCGCCUCUGGCAACAUGAAACAGAUGUACCACCCGUGCCAGCAAUUCCCGCACAGCACACAAAUGCCACCAAAGCUCCCGCCACAGAGGCUGCUUAUCACAACACCCUGGGCGUACAAAGAAACACCCGCGGCCUCUCCACGGCCUCAAUCUGGGAAGAUGAUAGUCCACCCCGAACACCAGACACCGCACGCUCAACUCCAAAGGAACAUCAACAAGGUCGACUCAGCGUCAACACCCAAGCAGACGAAGACAGACCCCAAUCACAAGGCUGGUGGACAUACAUCCUCUCCCCUCUGCUGAACCGGUCCAUAAAAUCCCCACUCAGCCCAUCAUUCCCUCAAGACUCACCAUCCACCCCGUCUCCAACUACAACCAGAACCCGCAUCCAGCCAAGAGAAUGGAUCCAGCGCGAGAAAGAGGUCUCCUGCUUCUCUCCAGAUACACCGGAGACAGCAGCACCGAUGGGCGAAAAAGCAUUUGAGCUAUCUCGCUCAUUUGAACAAGAUCAAGACCAAGGUCCCGAACGCCAUCAAUCCCCGCCACCCGCAUACGUCUCGAAUGUCUCCAGUAGACAAAAUACCAUGUCCUUCAUGUUCGGCAACAACCAGACAAUCCAGGGCGAAGCAGCUGAAUAUUAUCAAGCUUGUGCGCACGAGUUAUUCAGCAAGACGCCGUACUUCGAGUGCAUCAACCAUAUCUGCUCAAUAACGCCUCAAAACCCUGUCGCGAUGCCCGCAGGAGCCACUGCAGAUGGUAAUCGGGGCUUGGCGGUUGGUGGACUGGAGGAGUCUGGACAAUCUGGCAUUGAGGGGGCGCGUGAUAAUCAAACAAUAGCUCCAUCGGCAACAUCGACUAAGAAUACUGGUCUGCUUAUUGAUAUGGACUCGCCUCGUCCGGAGACAACAGCGGGGACGCUCCCGGCUGGGUAUGCUGUUCGUGCAAAGGAGGUGCAGGUACUAUCGCCAUCGUCGGAGUUCAGUUCUCAUACUUGGGACACGUCUGUCGUUGAUGAGAGUGAGAGGGGUUCGGUGGCACAUGGUGCUAGGGGUGGUGUUUCUGAAUCUCGGUCUCAACGCACUGGUUCACCUCCUCUUCCUCCUAUUCCUGCUGCACCACCCACCGAGGCAGUCGAUAGACAGGUCUUGGAAUCACCUGCGCCUGCGCCUGCGCCAGCUCCUAUUCCUAUGCCAGAGCCUGCUCCUGCUCCUGCUCCGCAUAUAACUAAUAAUUUCCAUUACACCCAGCCUGAGCCUCAACCUGCGGUGCAGCCUGUGCAGCCGGUGGUGCAAUAUGUGCCUGUAUUUACUCAGCAACAGCCAAUGGAGCCGAUAAUGCAACAGCCGCAAGCGCAGGAAGCUUCGCGGGAAGUCUUAGAGCCGCCGGCCCAACAAGCCCCUCAAGUACUAACGCCGAGGACGGAAUGGCCUUGGGGAAAUCGGGGACAGCCGCAAGAGCAACCACAGACUCAACAGCCAGCUACACAAGGACACAUAUCGGGGUUCGAGUGGGCGUAUGUCCAACAGGGACAACCGAAAGAACUUCCUGUUACAGAAACAACGCCCCAGGGAUCGCAGGUGCUACAUAGACAGGCCUCUCAGACACGACAGCCGGCUGAUGGUCAUGCAAACCUGCCCCGAGGGCCACUUGUUAUCCAAGGACGGCAAUCUGGAUCUGGAUGGCCGUUUAGUCUAACCGCACAUCCUCAUUCAAACGCACCCCCUGUGCCGCCUGUGCCACAAGCUCACCGCACUGGACCAGAGGUUCAGCAACAGGAAGAACAGGAUCAAUAUUCCGGUGCUCAGGAUCGGCAGCAUGGAUCUGGGGAGCCGCAAGCAGAACGGGGACUGUCUCAAGGGUCUGAACUUGCUCCUCGAGGACAUGUACAAGCUUCAGAGCCUAUCUCGCCAGGUUUCCAACGUGCAGCUGGUGGACCUGGCUCCAUUCCAAUGUCGGAUAUGCAGGCACCAGCCCCUGCUUAUUCGCAAUUUCCUCGCGACGCUGCUCUACCGCCUCGUUAUGAUAUCCAACCACGGUAUGAUAACGAUCCCACUGCUGGAGUUUCGAGUGUCAACCCAAGCGGCGAGAUAGGACCACAUGAGGCCCGACGCCGCAGAUUAGAAAAGGAAGAAGCGACUGGCCGAAGGGUUUGCAGUCUCUGGCGUGGCCGGGGUCCAUUCAGCAAGAAAACAGGACGUCCAGGACGCGAGGGUCGUACUCGACGGAGAUGGUAUUUCGUGAUCUGCAUUUUCUUCUUCAUUAUCGUGAUCCUAGCCACCAUCCUGGCGGUCACGCUGACAAGAAAAGGAGACGAAACUCCUGUUCAAUCGCGGUGGUUGAACCUCACAGGCUACCCACCCAUGCCCACUGGAAUUGCAACACUCGCUGGGACAGAGCCACAGCUUGAAAAGUCGACAUGUAUCACACCUUCUUCGAUGUGGAGCUGCGCUUUGCCAAAGGACCAGCAAGAUGCAAAUAAGCCGUACAACGCGAACCAGCCCAAUUUCCGUGUUUCUAUCCGCUUCCGCAAUGGCACAUACGAUAAUAGCACCGCUGUCGGCUCAAAGCUACGUAUCAGAAGCGACGACCUUUUCGAUCCAUCGCCUGCAGCCCCAAGAGACGCAGAGCAGGACUUCCUCGGCCAGUACACAGACAACAAUACCGCCCCCUACGCCGGCGAGGAAACACCCUUCUACAUGUCCCUCCUCUCGCCGGUCUCCCUCUCGUCAGCAAGCAUCUACCGCCGUUCCUCCCCCUCCAACGGCACCGCAUACCCCAACAUCUCAUCCAUAAUCCCCGCACCGGAAGAAAACGCAGACGGAACCCCAUCCGCAGCAAUGCUCUACCCCCUCCCCUCAUCUCAACCAAUCCGUCUCUACAACCGCGGCCUGGAAACAGAGCACUACGGUUUCUACAGCUACUUCGACAAAUCCAUCUUCCUAACCUCGCAAACCAAACCCUCCCCGGCAGACACAAAUGGCGGGACCUCAAAAUCCGACGCAAAAUACCGAUGCACAUGGUCCCAGACCCGUCUCCUCGUCCAAAUUUGGACCCAACCAGAUAAAAUCGGUCGUCAUCUCCUCUCCCCUAACAACGCAACCUCAACCACCUCCGCACCAACGUCAACAUAUACACCAACAUCAUCUUCCGCAACGGACUUCUCCCGUCCAGGCUCAUUCCCAUACCCGGUAACAAUAACAAUAGACCGGCACGGCGGCGCCGAGAAAAAGAAAAUGGUCUACUGCUACCCCAUCGAAGACGACGGACAUUACAACAUCACGUCCGUACAGCUCCAGCUCGAAGACCGCGCUGUGGGCGGUGAUCUUGUUAAUCCCGCCUCAGGUCUUUUCAAGGGUCUCGGGACGAAGAAUGCCACCAUUGAAGAAGCGGGCGGCGUUGAUGGCGGUGGUGGGGGGUGUGGAUGUCAAUGGGUGAAUUGGAUUUCGAGUAAAUGA
This is a messenger RNA of Penicillium griseofulvum, 4236 nucleotides long. RefSeq lists its product as uncharacterized. The coding region runs from base 1 to 4236 and encodes 1411 amino acids. The record is from RefSeq and is a predicted model, not a curated record. The transcript has a single exon. Lineage: Eukaryota; Fungi; Ascomycota; Eurotiomycetes; Eurotiales; Aspergillaceae.